This is a messenger RNA of Suncus etruscus (white-toothed pygmy shrew), 2525 nucleotides long. RefSeq names its product purinergic receptor P2X 6 (gene P2RX6). NCBI's taxonomy places the organism in Eukaryota, Metazoa, Chordata, Mammalia, Eulipotyphla, Soricidae. Gene Ontology annotation, molecular function: ATP binding; extracellularly ATP-gated monoatomic cation channel activity; purinergic nucleotide receptor activity. The transcript has 12 exons. Gene Ontology annotation, cellular component: plasma membrane; nuclear inner membrane. The coding region runs from base 96 to 1280 and encodes 394 amino acids. Gene Ontology annotation, biological process: response to ATP; monoatomic cation transmembrane transport. The record is from RefSeq and is a predicted model, not a curated record.
UAGCCGCUGUCUGGCCCUGGCUCGAUGCUUGCAGUUCAGCUGUGACAGCAGCACUGUGCUGACUCACACCCCAGCAGCCAGCAGGAGCUGGGAGCAUGGGUUCUCCCGGAGCUGAGGCCUGCUGGGGGUUCCUGGAAUAUAAAACUGAGAAGUAUGUGAUGACCAAGAACUGGCGGGUGGGUGUCCUACAAAGGCUGCUGCAACUUGGGCUUCUCAUCUACGUGGUGGGGUGGGCACUCAUUGCCAAGAGAGGCUACGAGGAGCAGGACCUGGACCCCAAAGUUUCUGUCAUCACCAAACUCAAGGGCAUUUCUGUGACCCAGCUGGAGGAUUUGGGGAACCGACUAUGGGAUGUGGCUGACUUUGUGAAACCUUCACAGGGGACGGAUGUAUUCUUCUUGGUGACAAACUUCCUUGUGACUCCAAAGCAAGUCCAGGGCAGGUGCCCAGAGCACCCCUCUGUUCCCCUGGCUUACUGCUGGACUGAUGCGGAUUGCUCUGAAGGCGAGACAGGCAUUUAUAGCCAUGGUAUAAAAACGGGGCGGUGUGUGGUAUUCAAUGGGACCUACAGGACCUGUGAGAUCUGGGGCUGGUGCCCUGUAGAGAGCAGAAGCCCUGUGCCCAUGAAACCUUUGCUGGCUGAGGCCCAGAAUUUCACGCUUUUCAUCAAAAACACGGUCACCUUCAGCAGGUUCAACUUCUCCAAGUCCAAUGUCUUAAAAACCUGGGACAGCUCCUAUUUCAAGCGCUGUCUCUACAAUCCACGACUCAGUCCCUACUGCCCUGUCUUCAGGAUCAGAGAUCUCGUGACCCAGGCAGGAGGAGAUUUUGAGGAUCUGGCACUUCGGGGUGGCACCGUGAAUGUCUACAUCUCCUGGGACUGCCACCUGGACGCCUGGGACGCCGACUGCCAGCCCCGCUACUCCUUCCAGCUGAUGGACAGGACCUACAACUUUAGGACAGCCACUCACUGGAGCGGGGCCUCUGGCGUGGAGACCCGGAACCUCUUUAAACUCUAUGGGAUCCGUUUUACUGUUUUGGUCUCUGGGCAGGCAGGAAAGUUUGGGCUCAUUCCCAUGACCAUCACACUAGGUACAGGAGUGGCAUGGCUGGGCCUGGUCAACAUCUUCUGUGACCUGGUGCUACUCUAUGUGGACACAGAAGCCCCCUCCUACCGGAGUGCCAAGUAUGAGGAGGCAAAGGCCCCAGAUAUAACCAACCCCGGCGAGCAGAGGGACCUGGAGUCUACACCCCCGUCUCCAGCUCCCCAGGUGGCCUAGACGGAGCCUUGCACUGGCCUCCACUCUUGCUGCUGCUGGUUGCUGAGCACUGAUGCACUGGAGUGACAGGGCCUUCCCGGGCUCUGGACCCCUGGUGGCCCAUUCCUGAAAGUGGGUUGGGAGACAGGCCUGGAGAAGAUGGGUGGAGCUCCUACCUCUUGGGACCUGACAGGUGAAGACCCAGCAGGGGAGGGGUCCACCUAUAUGUCCCUGAUAUGUUCUGCCCACUCCCAAGUGGCAGCUGAGCCUUGCCAGGAUUCUGACUGGUUAGUGUCAGAAGAUUGUUUCAUGCGGAGGCCUGAAGUGCGGCAGGUCCCCUGAACGAGGGGGAAUCAGGCCUCCAAGUUGCAGGUGCUGUUCCUCUGCCUCCGGGUCUGGAGAGCACCCCCAGGCUGCAGUGUUUCUGGGGCGCCCGCUCACCAGCUGUCUGCACAGGCUUCCCGCCCACUCUGCCUGGUGCCAGCCUCCUCCUCCGCCAGCACUUGUCAGCCCCUCAGCUCUGUCUGGCACUGAAGUCUUGUACUCCAGAAUCCCAGGCAGGAAGAAGCAGGACUGACCCUGGGGGGUUGUCUCAGCUGCUCUGGUGCUGGGUACCUGGACAGGUCCCUCCCCCACCCAGCAGAUGACUGAGUCCCCUCAAGUCCCAGGAAGGGACACAAGAACCUACUUGGCUCAGAGCCUCUCAGCUCAUGUGUGUCGGCUGCUUCCCUUGACUGUACUUGGGAUGAAGAAGGGUUGGUUGGACUAGGGGGAGUGAGUGAAGGGGUUGACUUGAUGGCCUCCUUGAUGACCACCUAGAAGCUGUUCCCACCUCUGUGGUAGGACAGUGCACACCAGAACCUCUUUGGGCAUCCGAACCUCAGGCAGUGGCAGUCCUGCCCAUCCCAACCUCAGGCAGUGGCAAGCAGUGACUGUAGGCAGUGCCAGACUGCAAGAAUGCCCUCAGCAAGCAUACAAGGCCCUGAAAGCCACACUCAACUCAGACUCUCAAGGAGCCAAUGGAUUAGCUGCUGGGAGUUUCUUCAUUCCAGGCCAAUCAUUAGAAGUGGAGGGAUAGGGCUGGGUUGUAGCAUAACUGUAGGGCAUUUGCUUUGCACCCAGCCAACCCUGACAGACCUUGGUUCAAUUCCCAUUUAAACCCCCGAACCUGCCAGGGGUGAUUUCUGAGCACAGAGCCAGGAGUAACCCCUGAGCACUGCCGGGUGUGAUCCAAAAACACACAAAAAUUAAAAACAAAAACAAAAA